AUGCUGCCCCGGCGCCGGAAGAAAGUCCUCCCAGUCGUCCCCGCCCGUCCCGGUGCCCCGAAGGCCGACGCGAGGCGCCGCGACGCGCCGCUGCACGCGAAGCGGCGGCGCGACGGCGAGCGGUUGGAGAGAGAGCCAUCUCCUCGCCCCGCCCCGCCGGCGUGGCGCGACGAGGUGGAAUGCGCGCGCGGGCGGAGAGCGCGUGUCUCCGCAGCAUCCCGUGGUGCGUGGGCGUGGGUUAGACGCCCGACGUCCGUCGCGUGGAGCGGCGUCGGAAUGGACGCGGUCGGCCCCAACGCCACCGCCCUCGCCGCCGCCGCCGCCGCCGCCGCCGACAACGCCACCGACGCCGCGUCGCCGCCCAUGCAGCUGAAUGUGGUGUACACGGUGUUCGAGGUGCUGGUGGCGGUGGCGGCGGUGGUGGGCAACGCGCUGGUGAUGCUGGUGUUCCACCGCGAGCGCCGGCUGCGGCGGCGCACCAACUACUACAUCGUGUCGCUGGCGGCCGCCGACUUCCUGGUCGGGCUGCUGGGCAUCCCGUUCGCCAUCCUGGCCAGCGUGGGGCUGCCGCGCGACCUGCACGCCUGCCUCUUCACCGUGUCGCUGCUCGUCGUGCUGUGCACCAUAUCCAUCUUCUGCCUGGUGGCUGUGUCGGUGGACCGCUACUGGGCCAUCCUGCACCCCAUGGGCUACUCGCGGAACGUGCGCACCAAGACGGCUAUAGGCAUCAUCGGCGUGUGCUGGCUGGCCGGGUCGCUGGUGGGCUUCCUGCCGCUCUUCGGCUGGCACGAGCCCUCGCACGGCGCGUGCCUCUUCACCAAAGUCAUGGACUACAACUACCUCGUGUUCCUCUACUUCGCCACCAUCGUGGUCCCCGCUCUGCUGCUGGCGUGCUUCUACGUGCACAUCUACCGCGUCGUGCUGAAGCAGCUGCGGCGCAUCGUCACCAUGAACCCC
Molecule: messenger RNA, 957 nt
Organism: Gryllus bimaculatus (two-spotted cricket)
Lineage: Eukaryota; Metazoa; Arthropoda; Insecta; Orthoptera; Gryllidae
Source: the annotation of a GenBank genome assembly